This is a messenger RNA of Lolium rigidum, 945 nucleotides long. RefSeq names its product AT-hook motif nuclear-localized protein 25-like. The record is from RefSeq and is a predicted model, not a curated record. Gene Ontology annotation, cellular component: nucleus. The coding region runs from base 1 to 945 and encodes 314 amino acids. Lineage: Eukaryota; Viridiplantae; Streptophyta; Magnoliopsida; Poales; Poaceae. Gene Ontology annotation, molecular function: minor groove of adenine-thymine-rich DNA binding; DNA-binding transcription factor activity. The transcript has a single exon. Gene Ontology annotation, biological process: vegetative to reproductive phase transition of meristem.
AUGGCCGGGAUGGACCAUGGCGGCGGCGGCGGCGGCGGCGGCGACGGGAGUGCUCAGGGCCCGUCGCGCUACCUCGACCUCCUCCUCGCGCAGCUAUCCCCCACCACGGACGUCAAGGCGGAGCAGCUCUCCAUGGAGUCGCCGGAAAGGAUCCCCGCUUCCGCCUCCGUCGCCGGCGCCGAGCCCCAUCCCGAAGGAGACCAGAAGCCGUCCUCUUUGGCUAUCGUGCUGGCGGAGGGCGGCGGGGGAUCCGCGCGGCGAACGGGGCGCCCGCGGGGAAGGCCGCCAGGGUCCAAGAACAAGCCCAAGCCGCCCAUCAUCGUGACCCGCGACAGCCCCAACGCGCUCCACUCCCACAUCCUCGAGGUCGCCGCCGGCGCCGACGUCGUCGAGUGCCUCGCCACGUACGCGCGCCGCCGCGGGCGCGGCGUCUGCGUGCUCAGCGGCGGCGGCGCCGUCACCAACGCGGCGCUCCUUCAGCCCGGCGACCUCGUCGCCACCCUGGCCGGGCAGUCCGAGAUCGUGUCUCUCACGGGCACGGUGCUGCCGCCGCCGGCGCCCCAGGGGGCCAGCGCUCUCUCCGUGUUCCUCGCCGUCGGGCAGGGGCAGGUUGUCGGCGGGACCGUGGUCGGCCAGCUCGUCGCUGCCAGGCCCGUGUUCCUCGUGGCCGCCUCGUUUGCGAGCGCCAUCUACGAGCGGCUGCCGCUGGAGGGGGGAGAACAGCAGACCGCCACAGCCGCGGAUGCGCAGGGAGCCGCUGGGGCGGCAGCGCAGUCGCCGGGCGCUGUACCUCCGCAGCAGCCCGUAGCAUCGCCAUCGUCCGAGGUGACCGGAAGCGAGGUCGGUGCCGGCAGAUCGUCAUACAAUCUUGGAGAAAAUGUUGGGAGCUAUCAGUUGCCCACAACCAGCGUCGACAUCGGGAGCUCCAGCGGCGCCAGGCCAUGA